This is a messenger RNA of Prorocentrum cordatum, 1752 nucleotides long. The record is from the annotation of a GenBank genome assembly. Lineage: Eukaryota; Dinophyceae; Prorocentrales; Prorocentraceae.
AUGGCCUCGGCGGCCACGCCGCCCUCGGCGCCGGCCACGCCGUCCGCGGGCGUGGCGGACCUGCUGGGCCCGCCGCUGGACGUGCUGCCCCGCAGCAUCGAGCCGCAGGACCUGCACGACUACCGCGUGGACUACCAGGCCUUCCGCUCUGGGCAGGCGCAGGGCGCCCGCGGGGAGCUCGCCGACCUGCGCACCAGGCCGCCGCACUCCGCGGCGCCGCCCCCGCGCUCGCACGAGGACCACCGCCGCGGCCAGGAGCGCCAGGGCCCCGGCGCCCAGGCGCGCGACCGGACCACGUCGAGCGUGGAGUGCUACUACAGCCGAACCCGAGCGGCCCAGCACGCCCGACGCCGGCGGCGCCGCGGACCCUGGGCUGGCGCGCACCGCCUCGCAGGCCUCGCAGGAGAGCUGCCCCGCAGCUCCUCGCAGGCAUCGCGGGCCGCCCCCCCGGCGGCCGCCGCGGCGGCUUCGCGGCCUGGCUGGCGUGGGAGGUGCGGAGCGGGCUGCGACCCGACAGUCAGGCGCUGGCGGAGAGGUCGGUGCCGCCCAGCCACUUGCUGGAGGUGGCGCAGGUGCCGCGCCGCCUCGAGAAGCUGCUGGGUUUCGGCUUCCUCUUCUGACAUCCUGCUGCACGAGCUGAGCUUCACGCCUCUGUCGGCGCUCCGGGCAUGCCUGCGCUUCCUGGCCCGCAAGCGCCUGCGCACCACGGAGCUCGAAGAAGAGCAAGAGCAGUGCGACCUGCUGCGGGUGUCGCUGCUCCUGCUGAACGUGGCGCUCGUCCAUGUGCUCUUCGACACUUCCUGGGUGUACCAUUUCAUCCGGGGCCAGUCGUUCCUGAAGCUCUACGUCUCAUUUAACAUGCUUGAGAUGUUCGAGCGUUGGUGCCGUUCGGUCGGGGUGGACCUCAUCAACCUGCUCAUGACGUCCAUGCGGGACCCGUGGUUCCGGCUCCUGAGGACGUUUGCCCUGACGCUGUUCUGCUGCCUGGUGCACACGACGAUGCAUCUGCUGCGCGUGCUGCUCUAUCACGUGGCCAUUAACACCUCGUCCAGCGCUGUACUGCUGAUCAUCGUGACGAACAGCGCCGGCGAGGUGAAGUCGACGGUUUUCAAGCGCUACAAGAGCGACAACUUGUUUCCGAUCAUCACCAGCGACAUCGUGGAGCGCUUCUACCUCGUGCUGGACAUCGUGUGCCUCCUGGUGCGCCUGGCGGUCUCUCCCCACGCGCAGAUGCAGGGGGUCACCUUCUGGAUAUCACUGGAUCGCCCUGCUCGUGCUCCUGGAACUGGGCACCGACUGGCUGAAGUUCUGCCUCAUCAUGAAGUUCAGCGAGCUUCCCGCCUCCACGCUGGAUCAGUACAGGGAGGUGCUGGUCGCCGACGUGCUGCUGUGCCGCUCCGCCCGGCUGCCGAACGCGCCCCGCCCCGUCGGCCUCGGCGCGGGCAGUGUCCCGAGCUCCCUGGCGAUGUGCGGCGUCCACUCCUUCAGCCACGCGCCAGCGCGGCGCAUCGGCUUCAGCGGCGUCGCCCGGCCCUCACGUCGAUGAUCGUGCUGCACCUGGCCACGCUCCUGCGCUCGCCCUGCGCGCUGAGGCUGCGAUGGCCCGCGGUGGCCGGGCUGGCGGGGUGCGUGCUGCUGCUGGCGUUCCUGGCCAAGGUCCUGCUGGGCCUGUGCCUCCUCGGCUUCGCCGCGCGCAGGCGCCAGACCAUCAGGCGGGGCCUGGAGCUCUUCGGGCGGGUCAAGGCCCUGUGA